AUGGAGAAAGAGGGCCUCAUCAGAGGUCUUCAAUUUCUCGGUCACCAGGGCAUCUUCAUAAGGUCCCUGACAACAGACCGCCAUACAGCAAUAAAGAAAUACAUGAGGCUGCAUUGCCCGGCCACCAAACACCAAUUUGACGUCUGGCACGUUGCAAAAGGCAUCAGAAAAAAAUUGACAGCUGCUUCACGGAAGGCCAGAUGCAGGGAGCUGUUGAGCUGGAUACAACCCAUUCUGAACCAUCUGUACUGGUGCCCAUGUGCUUACGGAGGAAAUGGAGAUUUACUAGUGUCGACAUGGACAAGUCUCCUAAACCACGUAGCUGACAUUCAUGAUGGUCAUGGCAACCUCUAUCCCCGCUGCCUCCAUGGACCAUCCAGCAGGGUGUCAUGGCUCAAAAUUGACUCUCCAGCGCACAAACAAGUCAGAGCCAUUGUCAUGGCCCCAGUGCUUCUCAAAGACAUCCGACAGCUCUCGCCAGACACGCAGGCAUACAGCCUGGAAUCUUUCCUUAGUGUCCUGAACGGCUAUUCUCCUAAAUCUACCGCAUAUACAUAUGAGGGAAUGAAGGCUCGAACACUGAUUGCUGCCCUUCAUUUCAAUGAAAAUGCCAACAAAGAGCAAGCAACAACAAAGGAUGGAACACAGCAAUGGCACAGCAAGACAUCCAAGGCCAGCCAUAGCAUGAUGACUGUGUGUCCACUCAAGAUGGCUGCUACAUUUGAUUACGUGCAAGAUCUACAAAACAAGGUGACCGAGCUUUGCAUCGAGCACCCGUCAUUUCCAGAAGCACUAGCCCAGGCACCAGAAAAAUUUGCACCAGCAUUUGUGCCACAGAACGAACCUAGGCCCUCCAAAACUGAGCUCAUAGCGGCACACAAGGCACGGUUUUUGAAGUUUUGA
Molecule: messenger RNA, 903 nt
Organism: Dermacentor albipictus
Lineage: Eukaryota; Metazoa; Arthropoda; Arachnida; Ixodida; Ixodidae
Source: RefSeq, a predicted model, not a curated record